Molecule: messenger RNA, 1095 nt
Organism: Thermothelomyces thermophilus ATCC 42464
Lineage: Eukaryota; Fungi; Ascomycota; Sordariomycetes; Sordariales; Chaetomiaceae
Exons: 2
Coding region: 1-1095 (364 amino acids)
Source: RefSeq, a predicted model, not a curated record
AUGCCCCGACAGCUACCGUGGAAGGUCGGCACCCACGCGACAAAGCAGGCACCAUCUCGUCCCAAGGCAUCGGCGAGUCCGGCCCCUUCAUCAGCCAGUCGCAGUCCUGCUCCGUCUCACCGCCCCACGCCGGUACCCAAGAGAGAAGAGACUCCAGAAGACAGGUUCAUGAUCGAAGGCAUCGACCAUGACGAUAUGUACCGCAUGGUUGAGGACGAGUUUCUUGCCGUGGCUGGGGAAUUCACUCGGCACCUCCACACCGCCGAGUACCAGCGACUCAAAGGACUCGCCAAGUCUCAGAAUGCCGAGACCAUUCAAAACAUCUCGCGGCCCGUUACCCAAGAGAUGACGGAUCUUGUGAAACGGCGCCAUGCCGCUCUCGACACGGCGGCUAGGCAACGCAAGGGAAUAGCCAAAACCCUCCGGAAACGGGCGGCGAGCAUCGACUCGGACGAGGAAGAGCCGUCACGGCGGCCGGCUACAUCGUUGCAAGGGUUAAUGGACAGUCCGAGGAAGCAGAAUGUUCCGCUGACGUCCAUUAUCGGCACGCGGCCAGGCUCGAGUUACCGACGGGCGGCGGACGCCAGUCCUUGCUCUCACCAACAUCCGGGAAAUCACGCGGUCCCAUCCAUGAAGCCUGAGAAGCGCGUCACAAUGGCCGGCGGCACACAUCGAGGGCCGUCUCUGGAGCCCUCCAAGUACGAGAUCUCAACAGAGUCUGAUGAAGGUAACGACCUCGAUGGCCAACCGCCCUGGCCCCAGAGACAAAGUCUACAGCGCCCGGAGCCCGGGAACGGUGUAACCGAGGGACCGCCCGUUCCUCGACAGACGUCCUGGUAUAGCAACCAGAGCAAUCCGUUUCUCGCGGCCAGCAAGACACAGCUUCCGAGAUAUCAAUCUCCCACCAAUGACGCAUCUACGAGUGAGCAUGUUGCCACUCCCAACGACGAUGAUGAAGAUGACGACCCUCUUGCGAGGCUACGAGCGAGGAGGGCAGAGCAAAAACGACGUCGCAUGAACAAUAAAGCCCAGGACGAUAACACCAAGAUAUCCGAUAGCCAGGCAGCAGCAAUUGAUUCCAUUCCGUUCACAUGA